AUGAUCGAUCUCAUGCGAGACGUCCAAGCCUUGGUCACAGGAAUGCUCCAGUUUCCAAUCGACAUACCCUUCACACCUUAUCGCAAAGCAUUGCAGGCCAGGGCGAGGCUCAACACGUUCUUGGAUGGGCUAAUCAACGAGAGAAGGGCGCUAUUAGGUGCCAAGGGCGAGAGGCACAAAGACGCGCUGGACGAGUUCAUCAUGCACAAAGAUGACAAGGUUGGAACCAUCUCAAAUCAACAAGUGGAAGACAAUCUCAUAGCACUGCUGUUGGGAGGCCACGACACCACAGCUCUUGCUCUCUUGUGGCUGAUCAAAUACUUACAUGAGAACCCACAAGCUUUCAGAGAAGUAGAGGCUGUCGAUGAGACUCUGAGGCUUUCUAAUAUUGUUGGGAUGGUUCAAGUUCAUAUGUCAUCAAUUCAUCUAGAUGAGAGUAUUUACCCUAAUGCAACAAAAUUUGAUCCAUCCAGAUUUAAACUAUGGACAGAGGAUAUGCCCGGGGAGUGCACUCGUUAA
This is a messenger RNA of Selaginella moellendorffii, 519 nucleotides long. RefSeq names its product beta-amyrin 11-oxidase. The coding region runs from base 1 to 519 and encodes 172 amino acids. The transcript has 5 exons. Gene Ontology annotation, biological process: sterol metabolic process. Lineage: Eukaryota; Viridiplantae; Streptophyta; Lycopodiopsida; Selaginellales; Selaginellaceae. The record is from RefSeq and is a predicted model, not a curated record. Gene Ontology annotation, molecular function: monooxygenase activity; iron ion binding; heme binding.